Messenger RNA from Oncorhynchus gorbuscha (pink salmon), 668 nucleotides. Its product is annotated as IgGFc-binding protein-like. Bases 8 to 385 code for a protein of 125 amino acids. The transcript is spliced from 2 exons. Lineage: Eukaryota; Metazoa; Chordata; Actinopteri; Salmoniformes; Salmonidae. The record is from RefSeq and is a predicted model, not a curated record.
UGGUGUGAUGACAGACAGAGGGGGCCCAUUUGAACAGUGUCAUAAGAAAGUGCCGGUGAAGGAGUUUGUCUCAAAAUGCCUCUAUGAUGUGUGUCUGAAUGAGGGUCGACAGGAGGUGUUGUGUGAGGCCUUGGCUAACUACGUGGCCGAAUGUCAGCAGGCUGGGGCUGUUGUCUCACCACUGUGGAGAAAGGCCUCCAACUGCCCCCUGGACUGCCCAUACCACAGCCACUAUGAGCUAUGUGGCACAGCCUGCCCUGCUACCUGUGCUGAUCCCAAUGUCCCAGAGAUCUGUUCCAAAGUCUGCGUGGAGGGCUGCCUGUGCAACAAGGGUUACAUGCUCAGCGGUGAACAAUGUGUCAUCAAGGUGUCAGGGUGUGGCUGAAUGAAAAACUCCUGAACAAAUACGUAAAACCUGUACAUAUCAAGUUUGGAGGCUUAAUUUUCAACUAAACUCUCAUGGCUCCAAAAUAUCCUUUAAAAAUUUAAAUGUUCCUUCCAUGUCCUGGUUGUAGGCUAGAGCAUUUCGACAUAAAAUCGUAAAAGUACCUUAAAAUGACCUUCUGUAUUUGAUAACAUAUUCCAAACUAUAUAAUGUUGUGAGGGAUUAUGAGUAUUCAUGCAUGGAAUUGUUAUUGAACUCUAUAUUCAUUAAAAUUCAAAUAUAA